Heterotrigona itama is the source of this 1220-nucleotide messenger RNA. The record is from the annotation of a GenBank genome assembly. Lineage: Eukaryota; Metazoa; Arthropoda; Insecta; Hymenoptera; Apidae.
UUGACUGGUACCGUUCGCGGUGGCCGGUAAGUGUGUUUCAUGUGAGAUACACAAAUACAGUGAUUGGACAGAGCACAGUGUAUUCUAGAAGAAUACUUGCCGGAUUAUUGAGGAUUUUCUACAUUCUCCGCCUGCUUUGGACUACUACCCCUUCUCGUAGUAUCGGAGGGUUUGCAGAGUUUUCGAUAAAAUGCAUUUACCGGAUGGACCGGGAAUGGACCAUUUGAAUGCGAUUCACGAGACGCUGCAGGCUUGCCACGGAGAUCUAGUAAGGACCGGAAGUCCCGCCAUCCUCUGUAGCGCGUUGCCAUCGCACUGGAGGUCGAACAAGUCGCUGCCGGUGGCUUUCAAGGUCGUCGCUCUCGAUGAAGUCAGCGACGGCACUCUGGUCACGAUCAGAGCCGGCAACGACGAGAAUUGCUGCGGAGAACUGAGAAACUGCACCGCAGUCAUGAAGAACCAAGUUGCCAAAUUCAACGACUUGAGAUUCGUUGGUCGCAGCGGGAGAGGAAAAUCGUUCUCGCUGACGAUACAAAUCAGCACGGUGCCCUUCCAAGUCGCCACCUACACGAAGGCGAUCAAAGUCACAGUAGAUGGACCAAGAGAACCUCGAUCCAAAUCAAAUUAUCAAUAUGGACACGCAUUCCCUGGACUUGGACUGCUCAAUCCUUGGGUGGAUGUCGCGUGUUUAGGACACGCGUGGCACUUCCCUCAUCCGGCGUUCGUCAAAGGAACAAUUCCAAUACCAUCGCCAGAUUUAUUUCCGCCAGCGUUCCCCCCGCCGGUUCUGCCUGCGUACCCGUUCGACCACGCGAAGUAUCCAACCGAGUACGCGACGUUGCCGCCGAAAACUAGCAGCAGCAGCACCACCACACCAGCCACCAACCCCAAUAGCCCGUCCAGAACGCCGCCGAAGAGCCCCAGCGAGUCCGGAAGCGAAUCUGCUCCCGAAGAGAUACGUAGCGCGUUCGUGCCAAUCAGAUUGAACACCCUGCCGCCGAUGUCGUCGGCCAUCACCGCCUCCUCCUCGUCCCCCGAACGAAUUCUGCCGAAGAAAACUAUCGAGAGCACGAGGAACGAGCUGAAAGCGCCAACGGCUCUCAUCUCGCGACCACUGACGCCAAAGAGGACGACCCCAUCCCCAGGGACGAAAAUCUCCUCAACGACCAAACCAGUUUGGAGGCCUUACUAGGACGAAAGGUGGACGAGGAUCCGAUGAA